AUGGGUGGGUGGGGCUGCUGGACAGGUGGGGCUGCUGGACAGGUGGGGCUGCUGGACAGGUGGGGCUGCUGGGCAAGUGGGGCUGCUGGACAGGUGGGGCUGCUGGACAGGUGGGGCUGCUGGACAGGUGGGGCUGCUGGACAGGUGGGGCUGCUGACAGGUGGGGCUGCUGCAGGUGGGGCUGCUGGACAGGUGGGGCUGCUGGACAGGUGGGGCUGCUGGAUGGGUGGGGCUGCUGGACAGGUGGGGCUUCUGGACAGGUGGGGCUGCUGGACAGGUGGGGCUGCUGGACAGGUGGGGCUGCUGGACAGACCAGCGCGCGCCCCUGCAGAGCAGCCCGCGCCACCCUGCAGAGCAGCGUGCGCCCUUGCAGAGCAGCCCACGCCACCCCGCAGAGCAGCGCACGCCCCUGCAGAUCAGCACGAGCCACCCUGCAGAGCAGCGAGCGCCCCUACAGAGCAGGCCGUGCCACCCGUCAAACCAGCGCGCGCCCCUGCAGAGCAGCGCGCGCCCUUGCAGAUCAGCACGCGCCCCUGCUGA
Closterium sp. Naga37s-1 is the source of this 540-nucleotide messenger RNA. NCBI's taxonomy places the organism in Eukaryota, Viridiplantae, Streptophyta, Zygnematophyceae, Desmidiales, Closteriaceae. The record is from the annotation of a GenBank genome assembly.